This is a messenger RNA of Fusarium oxysporum Fo47, 3105 nucleotides long. RefSeq names its product amidase signature domain-containing protein. Lineage: Eukaryota; Fungi; Ascomycota; Sordariomycetes; Hypocreales; Nectriaceae. Bases 1 to 3105 code for a protein of 1034 amino acids. The transcript is spliced from 8 exons. Gene Ontology annotation, biological process: regulation of DNA-templated transcription. The record is from RefSeq and is a predicted model, not a curated record. Gene Ontology annotation, molecular function: zinc ion binding; DNA-binding transcription factor activity, RNA polymerase II-specific.
AUGGCGUCUGUUGUUGAAUCUCUUCCUCAGGGACUUGUCUCCCAUUCUCAGCCCCAAAAGUCCGCAGACACUUCUGUCCUGGCCGAUUGGGAGAUCCAAGCUGAGAAAUGCCGUAAAGUACUCCGAGAAUCUCUCAACCCAGAUUGGCUUCUCCCAGCUAGGCAACUUCCACCUGCUGACCAACUCAAUGUUUCUACUUUCAUCGAGACAUGCGGCUUCAUUUCAGCACGAGAGUUGGAGAUCACAGCUACCAGUGCAACGAAACUGGUGGAACAAAUGGCCUCUGGCUCUCUGACGGCUAUUGAGACUGUCACUGCAUUUCUCAAGAGAGCUCAUAUCGCACAUCAACUGACCAACUUUGCAACCGAGUUCAUGAAUGCUGAUGCACUCGAAGCCGCUGCUGAACUUGAUGCGUACUUCAAGGCAACCGGCAAAAUCAAGGGGCCCUUGCACGGUAUCCCGAUCUCGACCAAGGAGCAUAUUGAACAUAAGGGACGGAUUGCUCAUUCGGCUUACGUCGCCCUUAUUGACAACGUUUCUGAAGAAGACGCCCUGAUUGUUCAGUGUUGCAAGAAGGCUGGAGCAGUAUUCCAUGUGCGAACGAAUGAACCUCAAAGCGUAAUGCACAUUGACUGUUCCAACCCAAUUUACGGCACGACUGUGAACCCGCACAACCGAACAUUAACAUGCGGCGGCUCGAGCGGAGGAGAAGGUGCUUCGUUGGGACUCCGUUGCGCAGCCUUGGGCAUUGGUACCGACCUUGGAGGUUCUGUUAGAGUACCCGCUGCCUUUUGUGGCGCAUAUGGACUGAGGACUACCGCACUGCGAAACCCGUACAAAGGCGUAUGUCUCCCUGGUGCUGGACAAGAGAGCAUCCGAUGCGUUAUCUCACCUCUAGCCAAUACUGCAGAAGACCUUGGCCUCUUUCAGAAAGCUGUUCUUGAUCAGGAACCUUGGGAGAUUGAGACAUCGCUGGUACCUCAGCCUUGGAAGCAGACCAACCCCCUAAAGCCUGGCAACUUCACUAUUGGUGUCAUGUGGGAGGAUGGUCUUGUCCGACCCCAUCCCCCAGUCCUUCGCGCGCUUCAACACGCCGUCGAGAAGCUCAAGGGUGCAGGCGUUACUGUAGUCGACUUUGAGCCAUACAACCAUCAGGAAGGCAUGGAUAUUGUUUCGAGACUUUACUUUCCUGAAUGUGCUGUAACACAGAAGGACCUCUUGGAAAAGGGGGGAGAGCCUGUAGCGCCGCUGUCUGACUUUAUCUUCAACUUUGCCCCCCCUAAGCCACUUAGUGUACAGGAGAACUGGGCUUUCAACGUCCGGAGAGACGCCUUUCGAGAGCAGUACCACAAGAUCAUGAAGGAUCGAGGUGUUGACUAUAUCCUAUGCCCUGCCUAUGUUGGGCCAGCUGCAAAGUUGGGCGAUGGCCAUUACAUUCCUUACACGGCCAUUUGGAACGUUCUCGAUCAACCGGCAAUUACAUUUCCGACUGGGCUGAAGGUUGAGCCAACCGAUACACCAUACUUUGACUUCAGACCCCGAUCGGUCGAGGAGGAAAGAGAGUAUAAGAAGUACUCGCCCAAGGAGUAUGCUGAAGCUCCUUUGGCGCUGCAAAUUGUCGAUACCAAAUUACGUGCCAAAACUGGCUGCGUCACUUGUCAACAACGGCGAGUCAAAUGUGAUGAAGAGAAGCCAUCAUGUCGCAACUGCUCUCGCUUUGGCCGCAGCUGUUCAUGGCCCAAAGCUAACGACAUGGCCGAUAGAAGGCACCGCCGUCGACGUGUAACUCCUGUUCUUUCGCCAUCCACCACGGAUAGCACCUCCUCGCCCAAGAAUGACAAGAUCUCACAUGACAUCGUGCCCAUUCCGAAUAAUAGGCCAUCACUUGCAACCAUCAACCAUCCCCUUUUCGAAACAGAAGCCGAGUUUGAGUUGAUGCAUCACUUCUACAACUUUCACUUCACCUCUCUUACUCUUCCCACAAAGGACAAGGCAUACUUUCUUCAGUGCCAGUCAGACCUGAUGAAAAUGAUUUCAAACAACAAAACCAUCAAAUAUGCUAUACUGGCCAACUGCGCUUCUAACAAGCAUGUCCUGUUGAACAAUGAUCGGUAUCGACUAAUCGCUUUGCGAUACUACACAGAAGCUAUGAGAGGGCUGAAUCAAGAACUUGUGGACUUUUGUCCAUCAGAUGCCUAUCGACAUUCGUGUUUAUUAACGGUAGCAUCAUACCUAUACGUUUACAAUUUCUGGAGUCUUGAUGCAAUGUCGAACCCGAAACCUCACGUUAUCGGGGCUGUAAAGCUGCUCAGCUUGAGGAACCGAGACAACGGUUCAUUGAGGCCAUUCACUCAAAGCUACGACAGGAUCAAUGUUGAAAGCGUGCUGUAUCAGGGCUUUUUGCUAUCUAUCAGGAGGCCAUUCAGGCCCGACUUUCGGCUGGACUCUGAAUUCAUCACCCAUGCUGAAGAUUUGCUUCGCUCAUACGACAACGCAAAUCCAUCUUUCUCAAAACCAAGCAUCGUGCUUGGAGUACCCACGUCCCUAUAUCGACUCAUAUUGCGGAUUAUUGACUCUUAUAAUGUCCCUCGAAACAGACUUUUAGAUCACCUGAUAGGCUUGAAGAUGGAGCUGCAGUACUGGGAGCAAUUGUUACUCGAUGAUCAAGACAGUCAGAACGUUCAUCAUGGUGAUUCAUGCUUCAAUGACCUGAUGAUAAUCGCAACUUCACUCCUUCUGGAUCUAAUCACAGAAACCCUGGCGUCACGGGACGAUACAGACUGUCCUCUCGUUUCGGUUGAAGAUGCUGGUGGGAAGCCUUGGAGAUGGCAACUCGAUUUAGCCAUGAAUAUUCUUCAAUGUCCCGAGGAACAUCAAAAAUGGAGUAGUUGUUACCUAGGAGCAUGGCCAUUGUUGAUACUCGGGUAUGGUGCCAGGUCAAUCGAAGAGAUUACUCUGGUGAAGGAUAUCUUGACAAAGAUGCAACAGCGCAUAGGAUAUGGCGAGGUUCAGAGAAUACGGGAAGAGCUGGAUGAGAUCACAACGUAUAAGGUUCCAGAUGGUCGAAUGUACCAAGAACUUCUCAGUCUCCCUCCACCGGAUUAG